GCUCGGGGAGCGCUCUCCACGAACCACGACGAGCCCUGUGCGCGCCCUGCAGAGCCCCGGGUGCGCGCAGGAAGGGAGCGGCUCCAGCAACAGGUGGAGCGCGAAGCCGCUGCCGCAGCGAGGGACUCGGCCGCAGGAAUCGGGAGCCGGUAAGGCGCAGUGAGGGGCUCUGUCUCCAAGGCGGCACCGCGCGGGUUCCUCCUCCCCGGCUCCGCGGCCGCGCAGAGGGAAGUGGCGCGCAGGCAGGCUCCCCUGCCCUCUCAGGACCGUCGCCUCCGCCUGGGAAGGUCCAGCUCUCAGGCAGACUCGCACAGAGACGGUGCCACUGGACACAGCCGCCCGCCCCGGCGCAUAGCCACCAGGGAGGCUCGGGCUCGGAACCUCGCGCUCUGUGCUCGGGACUGGGACCCCGGAGCGCCUCGGCUCCCGCAGGCAGCCCUCACCGGCGCGCCCCGGGCUCCCCCGAGGGCCAUGGAGCUGGCGGCAGGGAACCUCAGCGAAGGGAACGCGAGCUGGCCCGAGCCCCCGGCCCCGGACCCUCCGCCGUUCCUGGGCAUCGGCGUGGAGAACUUCAUCACGCUGGUGGCCUUCAGCCUGAUCUUCGCGCUGGGCGUGCUGGGCAACAGCCUGGUCAUCACCGUGCUGGCGCGCAGCAAGCCCGGCAAGCCGCGCAGCACCACCAACCUGUUCAUUCUCAACCUGAGCAUCGCCGACCUGGCCUACCUGCUCUUCUGCAUCCCCUUCCAGGCCACGGUGUACGCGCUGCCCACCUGGGUGCUGGGUGCCUUCAUCUGCAAGUUCAUCCACUACUUCUUCACCGUCUCCAUGCUGGUCAGCAUCUUCACGCUGGCUGCGAUGUCGGUGGACCGCUACGUGGCCAUCGUGCACUCCCGGCGCUCCGCCUCCCUGCGGGUGUCCCGCAACGCGCUGCUGGGCGUGGGCUGCAUCUGGGCUCUGUCGGUGGCCAUGGCCUCGCCCGUGGCCUACCACCAACGCCUCUUCCACCGGGGCCCCGGCAACCAGACCUUCUGCUGGGAGCAGUGGCCCGACCAGCGCCACAAGAAGGCCUACGUGGUGUGCACCUUCGUCUUCGGCUACUUGCUGCCGCUGCUGCUCAUCUGCUUCUGCUACGCCAAGGUCCUUAAUCACUUGCACAAAAAGUUGAAGAACAUGUCCAAGAAGUCCGAAGUGUCGAAGAAAAAGACGGCGCAGACGGUGCUGGUGGUGGUCGUGGUCUUCGGGAUCUCCUGGCUGCCGCACCACGUCGUCCACCUGUGGGCCGAGUUCGGGGUCUUCCCGCUGACGCCGGCCUCCUUCCUGUUCAGGGUCACGGCGCACUGCCUGGCCUACAGCAACUCCUCCGUGAACCCCAUCAUCUACGCCUUCCUGUCCGAGAACUUCCGCACGGCCUACAAGCAGGUGUUCCGCUGCCGCGUGCGCGCCGAGUCGCCCCUCGGGGACGCCAAAGACCCCAGGAGUCAGCCGGACACCCCGCCGUCAACCAACUGCACUCACGUGUGAAGCCGGGCUCGUGGGGCCCCUGCCUCGGGUGUCUUCGUGGUGUGGAUGUGCAUGAAACACGAGGAGGGUCAGGCAAGGCUGCACAUGCUCUCUGCACGGACAUUCGCAUUGUUUCCGUUAAACUCCACCUGUGUUUACAGAGAGCUUCCGUCCAUUGAGGAAACCCCUAGGUCUCGUGAAAAUUAUUUUCGUGUUUUAUUUUAUUUUAAAAGUCUAUUUCAUAAGGAAAGGAAACGCUGCACUGUUUUACACUUCUUAAGAAGUGAAGGUUUAAUACAUUUCCAUAGGCAUGUGCAAUUCUUUAUAGA
Messenger RNA from Phyllostomus discolor (pale spear-nosed bat), 1829 nucleotides. It is a transcript of the gene GALR1, whose product is annotated as galanin receptor 1. Gene Ontology annotation, molecular function: galanin receptor activity. Gene Ontology annotation, cellular component: membrane. Bases 472 to 1521 code for a protein of 349 amino acids. Gene Ontology annotation, biological process: G protein-coupled receptor signaling pathway; positive regulation of cytosolic calcium ion concentration; negative regulation of adenylate cyclase activity. The transcript is spliced from 3 exons. Lineage: Eukaryota; Metazoa; Chordata; Mammalia; Chiroptera; Phyllostomidae. The record is from RefSeq and is a predicted model, not a curated record.